Paramecium tetraurelia is the source of this 3096-nucleotide messenger RNA. RefSeq lists its product as uncharacterized. Gene Ontology annotation, molecular function: double-stranded DNA binding. The transcript is spliced from 8 exons. Lineage: Eukaryota; Ciliophora; Oligohymenophorea; Peniculida; Parameciidae. Gene Ontology annotation, cellular component: nucleus; membrane. Gene Ontology annotation, biological process: reciprocal meiotic recombination. The record is from RefSeq and is a predicted model, not a curated record.
AUGAAAAGAAUUCUGUUCACAGGUGUGAUGUCUUGUCUUACGGUGACAGCUAUGUCUGCAUGCAACUGGUAAUAUAGGCGCUAUUAGGAAUCUAUUAGAAAAUGGAAAUUGAUUGAUGAGCAAUUCAAACCGGAUCAUCCAAUAUCACAUAUGAUGAUUCAGGAUAUUCUAUCAUUGGACCCUCAAAGAUACUCAUAUAUACUAGUGAAGACAUCAGGAACUCUUGACAAAUACAUACUAAAGGUGUACAGAUAUUAGGAUGGGAGACCAGGAAUGAUGUUGUGCGGUAUACUAAGAGAUAAUCAAAAUGAUGCCAUAGUAGUAAAUUUGGGUUGGGUCCCUGAGAAUUUCUUGGAUUAAAUAGAAUCGAUGGAAGGCAUGUAAUUAAAUGAAAUGUGUGCUAUGAUCAAAUUGCCAGAACACCGGGACAAAAAUACAGAUCAAAAUCUAAUGAACACUUUCAUUGAUCUUGAAUUAAUAGCAAAAGAGAACAAAUUACCAGAGAAGUCAACUAAUUUAUUUUUGGAAAGAAUAGGAACAUCUACUGAAAAUGCAGGAUUAUUUAAAGUUUAGGAUUUGUAUCCUGUUCCUAGUUUCUAUUCCACCUUUCAGAAGCCCUACUUGACGCCUGACAAACACAAAGCAUAUUAUUGGUUUUGGGGAUCAUGUUCAUGCUUAGGAAUUAAAAUGAGAGUGAUUAAUAUCUAUAAAUUUAUAUUAUUUAAUGAGGAGUAUAAGAAAAUCUCUUGUGAAGUGUAAUUUAAAUUGCUAAUCAAAGUGCUUAAGUCAAUAGAUUUAUUUGGAUAGAACAUUUUGUUGAAUCUCAAUGGGGAAGAUGAAUACAAAACUGCCUUUGGUGGUUUCUUCACUUUGAUGAUUCUAGGAAUUGUGGUUCUGUUUUUUUAAUCCAAUAUCAGAGACUUUAUAAAUAAAGUAAACAUUUAAAGUGAGACAACCGAAGUUUUUGAAGAUUAACCUGACUAAAUAUAAUUGAAUGAAACGAAUUUUAUGUUCGCUGUAGCUAUAGAAUAAGUCAAUUUCAACACCAAUCCCUUUUUCAAUAUUACUUUGCGACAAAGAUACUAUGAAAGAUUGGAAAACGGCACUCUCAUCAAAGGAGAUCAAUAUAUUGAUCUGAUACCCUGUAAAUUGGAUAGAUUUCAAAAUAUAUUUACUCCUUAUGGAUUGAAUUUCACCCAACAGUACAGGGAAAUCGGUCUGGAUACUUGGCUUAAUUAUUCUCUCUCUCUCAAGGGACGGUACACAAAUAAAUAUUUCGACUUCCUCAAAAUUGCUGUCAAUGAGUGCAGUAACAACUCCCAAUCUAAUUCCUUCUUCACAUGGAAGCCUGUCUGUGCUUCUCCAGAAGCCGUAAAUGAAUGGCUAAUGGACCAAAGGUCCUUUAGAGUCAAACUGUAUAUAUAUAAGUGCUUUAUGUUAAGAUACAUCACAAACAAAGUAAUUAAUCCCUAGAAAGGAGAUGAAUACAUUCAGUCCUUUCUGGAUGAUGAAUUAUUCUUCUCUUUUGUACCAAACGUAAUUGGCAAGGAAACUGAUGUAUUUUUUACCAAAUACAUUUUGAAAACUGAUAAUAAUCUAAUUCCAACAAACGAAGAACUAGAAACUACUGAAGUGUUUGCUAAAUAGGAAGGCGACUACAGAGAUCAAAGCAUUUAUGCUGCCGAACAAUUUGCAGCCAUUUAUUUGCGGAGAUCCCCUUAUACCAAUUACAUCUCAAGAUCAUAUCAAAAAAUAGAUAAACUACUUUCCAUCCUGGGAGGUUUCGCGAACAUAGUCUUUGUUGCACUAGGCUUCUUUGUCGGAAUAUACAAUAAAUAAUAAUGUACAUUUUUAAAUCAUCUAGAUCUCAUCGAAUUAGCUAAUGAGGUCUAUGAUUUUCACUUUGGAAAUGAAAACAAGGCUAAAUUUGAGAGACAGCAAUUGGUCAAAGAAAUCACUUACGUUAAAUCUUAGAGCAAGAUAAUUAGUUAAAAGUGCAGUCCUGCCUCUUCGAUUAACCCUGGUAAUGCAUCUAUCAAUUGCAACGCAAUUCAAUCAGUCAGACCUAUCAUAUCUCACCAAGUUGAUUGCACCCUAGUCAUUCAUAAUGACAAAUAGGAUUCAGAUCAAAAAACUCAUAAGUCGAAUAACAAGAAUUCAGCAGUAAACUUACAACCAGUAGGAGACAACGAAAUAGAAUGGGAGAGUCUUGAUAAAAGUAUGUUCUCUUGUAAUCUCACUCAAAAUAAUAAUCAAACAGAUAUUGCUAUGUUUAAUAGUACUGCCAAAUUCAAUUAAGAGAGACAAGCCAAAACUUAGAAUGAUCAUGAGUAAAAGAGUAUGAAACAUUCCAUUAAAUAGAUGCACAAAUAGAUAAUUAAUAAAAUUGGGAUUCAUAAUCGAAAAGAAUAUUUAACUAGGCAAAUUUAGAUGAUGCUAGACAGAAGUCGUCCGAUUGUCUUCACUUUUAAAUUCGUAUUGCAUUAACUGUUUUGUGGCAAGUUGUUUUAAGAUAAGAAUUGUAUCCUCUUGGAUAAAGCUAUAAAAAAGAUAAAUCAAGAUCUGGAUAUUUGUGUGAUAAUCGACAAAGUGAAUGAGAUCAAUUUAAUUAAGGAACUGCUUCUAGAAAGAGACCAAUAGAUAUUGUUCAAUUUUGCUCCAAAAGAAGUCAUCUCUAUUGAAGAUUUAAGUGCUAAGCAUCAUCUACCAGGGAGACGAGAUUCCAAACGUGCUUUUACUAAGAGAUUGGGAGUGCAGUUUAGUGAUGUGGCUAAAAUGAUGUUCGACAAGAAAUUUAAAAAGGGGCAGUUUGUGAAUCCGGGAUUAUAAAUUUAUUAUAAGUUGUAUUAAGCUUACGAACGAGUCAUUCUAUCGGAAGAGAAGAAUAAUAGAUUUAAUAAGAUCCUCAUUGAAAAAUUAGGACAGGAAGUUAAGGAGGUCUUUGACAUUUCCAAUUACAUUCAAGUGGAUAAGAGCAGGAUGAUCAUGGACAAGUUGAAGAAGAAGAAGGUCAAUUUGCAUGAGGAGGAGGUCGAAGAAUUGCCGGGGUUAUUAAGUAUGGAUCAAAGAGACUUGAAAUUAUCAAUGAUUAAAUGA